Messenger RNA from Colossoma macropomum (tambaqui), 11281 nucleotides. RefSeq names its product mucin-2-like. Bases 86 to 11023 code for a protein of 3645 amino acids. Gene Ontology annotation, molecular function: protein binding. The record is from RefSeq and is a predicted model, not a curated record. Gene Ontology annotation, cellular component: extracellular matrix. NCBI's taxonomy places the organism in Eukaryota, Metazoa, Chordata, Actinopteri, Characiformes, Serrasalmidae. The transcript has 45 exons.
AGAUAUAAGGGGGCUGAGAGAGGACAGAAGCAGCAGUGCCUGCACUUUACCCUAGGAGUGUGGUCUGACCCACCUCCAGCCCACCAUGGAGUGGAGAACACUUGCACUCUGUGUACUGGUCCUGGCUCUUACUUGGGGCCUUCACGUGAACGCCAUUAGGGCCCGUCGUAGCAACCAUGUGGACAACGUCUGUAGUAUGUGGGGUAAUUUCCACUUUAAGACGUUUGAUGGAGAUGUAUACCAGUUCCAGGGCGGUUGUGAGUACAAUCUGGUGUCUGACUGCCAUGGGCCCGUGCCGAGCUUCUCAGUGCAUGUAAAAAGAGCGCAGUUGCCCAGGAACCCACAGAUCACCAGAGUGCUGGUCACCAUUGGAGACGUGGCCGUCGAGAUCACCAAGAAUCUGGUUAUGGUCAACAACGAUAUUGUACAACUGCCCCACUAUGAAGCAGGAGUGCUGGUUGAGCAGAGUGCUAUCUACAUGAAACUCGUUGCCAAGCUUGGCCUCAGCAUCAUGUGGAAUAGAGACGACGCCGUCAUGGUGGAACUGGACACAAAGUAUGUCAAUCAAACCUGUGGACUCUGUGGAGAUUUCAAUGGCAUUCCAAUUUAUAAUGAGUUCCUGAGCAAAGCUCGUGAGAUUGGUCCCAUCGAAUUUGGCAACAAGCACAGGGUCCACAGCCCCAACGACAUCUGUGAGGAUCCAUAUGAAGAAGAUGAGUUAGCUCAAACCGAAGGGAACAAGUGCCAAGCAUUUCGUGUGGAAUGCUCAGAGCUGCUGGAGAAUGAAGCCUGGUCCUCCUGUACCAGGGUUUUGAGUCCUGAGCCCUACAUUCGGGCCUGCAUUGUGGACAGGUGCUGGAGUCUUCCAGGGGACAUUGAGGACACAGUGCCCCUCUGCACAACGUUGUCAGAGUACUCUCGCCAAUGCUCCCAUGCAGGGGGGACGCCACCCAACUGGAGGAAACCCAACCUCUGUGAGGUGAAGUGCCCCUUUAACAUGGAGUACUCGGAGAGUGGUUCCCCUUGUGUGGACACAUGCACACACAGAGACACCAGCUUACUGUGUGAGGAACACAAGAUGGACGGCUGCUUCUGCCCACCUGGUACUGUGUUCGAUGAUAUCUCUCAGAGGGGAUGUAUACCUCAGAAACAGUGUCAGUGUAAGCACAACCAGGUUUACAACCCAGGGGAUAUGCUGCUUCUGGAAGAUAGAGAAUGUGUGUGUCAGCAGGGCAAGUGGAUUUGUGAGAGUUUGCCCACCCCAGGUACAUGUGCUGUAGAGGAGGGAUCACACUUCACCACCUUUGAUGGUAAAGAAUUCACCUUCCAUGGAGACUGCUACUAUAUCAUUUCCAAGGACUGUGAGGAGUCUAAGUUUGUUGUAUUGGGGCAGCUUAUUCCCUGCGUUAACACAGAAACAGACACUUGCCUGAAAUCUGUUGCACUGUUACUCAACAACGACAAGAACAACGCCUUGAUUAUCAAAGAUGAUGGGACAGUGAGACACAAUGGAGACUUAACACUCCCUUACACUACAGCUAACCUCACAGCGUUCAGACCAUCGUCAUUCCACAUCAUGCUACAGACGUCUUUCGGGCUGCAGAUGCAGUUGCAACUGGUUCCACUCAUGCAGCUCUACAUCACUCUGGAUCACAGCUUCCAGACCAAGACCUGUGGUCUGUGUGGGAACUUUAAUUUCGUGCUGUCUGAUGAGCUGAAGACUCCACAGGGUUUGGUGGAAGGGACUGCAGCGUCCUUUGGGAACUCCUGGAAGGCUCAGUACAACUGCCCUGACCGCAGUGAAAGGCUGGAUGACCCCUGCAGCUACAGCAUAGACAGUGAGAGCUAUGCAGAGCAUUGGUGCUCCAAGCUGAAGGAGAAGGAUGGCCCCUUUGCUAAAUGUCACUCUGCUGUUAACCCAGAAGGCUACUACAAGAGGUGCAAGUACUCAAGCUGUACAUGUGAGAAGAGUGAGAACUGCCUGUGUGCUGUCUUCUCCUCCUAUGCGCGAGCAUGCACAGCAAAAGGAAUCUUUGUGAAAGGCUGGAGAGACACCGUGUGCGGGACGUACACUGAGCACUGCCCUGCUACACAGACGUUCUCCUACCUGCUACAGGGCUGCCAGCGUACCUGUGAUACCCUCAGCUUGGAGCGUCAGGGCUGCAGCACUGACUAUGUACCUGUGGAUGGGUGUGCCUGUCCAGAUGGGCUGUAUGAGAAUGAGGAAGGUGUUUGUGUGUCUAUGGACAAAUGCUCCUGUUACCACAGUGGAGAGCGCAUUAAACCUGGCAAGUCUAUCAACAUUAGAAAUGAGCACUGUGUUUGUACAAAUGGAAAGCUCAACUGUCAUGCCUGGAAGCCCCCCAUUACAGACUGUCGUGCUCCAAAGGUCUACUUUAACUGCAGUGAGGCAGGGCCAGAUGAGCAUGGGCUGGAGUGUGCCAAAACAUGCUCAAGCAAGACCAUCGACUGUUACCUUGCAGAUUGUGCAUCUGGUUGUAAGUGUCCCUCAGGCCUUCUCGAUGAUGGUCGUGGUCACUGUGUUGAAGAGGAUAACUGCCCUUGCAAACAUAAUGGCCAUUUCUAUCAUGCUGGUACUAAAAUACCAGAUGAGUGCAACACAUGCAUCUGUAAACAGGGUGAGUGGGUCUGCACAGAAAAAAAAUGCCCUGGUUCCUGCACUAUCUAUGGGAGCGGCCAUUACAACACUUUUGAUAAGCAGACUUUUGGCUUCAGUGGAGAUUGUGAUUACAUUGCUGUUCAGAACAAGUGUGGAAAUAAGACAGGUACGUUCCAUGUGAUCACAGAGAAUGUACCCUGUGGGACGACAGGAACCACAUGCUCCAAAUAUGUUCGGAUUCUUCUGGGAAGUAUAGAGUUUUACUUGGUUGAUGGCAAAGUUGAAGAAAGACAGCUGGACACUGGGCCACUGAUUCAGUAUACAAAGAGAAUUGUGGGUCUUUAUGUGGUCAUUGAGUCUGACAUUGGCCUGACUGUGUUUUGGGACCGUAAAACUACAGUUCGCAUCAUUCUGCAACCACAGCAUAUGGGAGAGGUUUGUGGACUGUGUGGAAAUUACAAUGGAAAUGGCAAAGAUGACUUCACCACUCAAGGUCAGCUGCAAGUUUCUGACAUUGUGGAGUUUGUAAACAGCUGGAAAGUGAAAAGUGAUUGUCCCGAUGCUAAGCCAGACUUUGAUCCAUGUUCUCAAACACCCAACCGCCACACUUGGGCAAAAAUGCAAUGCAGCAUCAUUACAGGCGACACUUUCAAAAACUGCCAUAGAAAGGUGGAUCCCAAGCCUUAUUACGACAACUGUGUGAAAGACUCGUGUGCCUGUGACACUGGCGGUGACUGUGAGUGUUUCUGUACUGCUGUGGCAGCGUAUGCUCAAGCCUGUAAUGAAGCUGGAGUCUGUGUGGCCUGGCGAACACCAGAGAUCUGCCCUGUGUUCUGUGACUACUACAAUGAUCCAGAUGAGUGCACAUGGCACUACAGUCCCUGUCACACACCAUGCUACAAAACCUGCCUGAACCUUGACGGUGUUUGCCUUAACCCGUUACCCAACCUGGAGGGUUGUUAUCCAGUGUGCCCAGAGGACAAACCCAUUUUUGAUGAGUGGAAUCAGACAUGUGUUGCUGAAUGUGAUAACAGAACUACAACAACUACACAAAUACCAACAACUGAAAGCACCACAGGACCGACUACCACCCCCUCCACCCCCUACACAACAACUACACAAAUAACAACAACUGAAAGCACCACAGGACCGACUACCACCCCCCCAACCCCCUACACAACAACCACACAAAUAACAACAACUGAAAGCACCACAGGACCGACUACCACCCCCCCAACCCCCUACACAACAACUACACAAAUAACAACAACUGAAAGCAGCACCUCUGUCACUACCCCAGGACCGACUACCACCCCCCCAACCCCCUACACAACAACUACACAAAUAACAACUGAAAGCACCACCUCUGUCACUACCCCAACACCAACUACUACCCCCUCAACCCCCUACACAACAACUACUACAUCGAUAACCACAACCUCACCAUGCAUUAUCUGUCAUUGGUCUGAGUGGUUUAAUGUCUAUAAUCCCGUUUCAGGAGGAUACAGUGAUUUAGAAACAUAUGAAAAUAUCAAGGUUGCUGGAAACAUAAUAUGUGAUAAACCAGAAGAUAUUGAGUGCAGAGCUGUAGCACAACCUGAUUUAGCUUUUGAUGAUUUUAUACAUAGUACAGGUCAGGUAGCGCAGUGCAAUGUUUCACUUGGUUUGGUGUGUAAAAAGCAGGAACAGUUACACCGUCCAUACAAAUGUUUUGACUAUGAAAUUAGAGUAUACUGUUGUCAUGAUAUUUGUACUACUUCGACAGCAACUACACAAAUAACAACAACUGAAAGCAGCACCUCUGUCACUACCCCAGAACCGACUACCACCCCCCCAACCCCCUACACAACAACUACACAAAUAACAACGACUGAAGGCACCACCUCUGUCACUACCCCAGAACCAACUACCACCUCCACAACCCCCUACACAACAACUACACAAAUAACAACGACUGAAAGCAGCACCUCUGUCGCUACCCCAGAACCAACUACCACCUCCACAACCCCCUACACAACAACUACACAAAUAACAACGACUGAAAGCAGCACCUCUGUCGCUACCCCAGAACCAACUACCACCCCCUCAACCCCCUACACAACAACUACACAAAUAACAACAGCUGAAAGCACCACCUCUGUCACUACCCCAGAACCGACUACCACCCCCUCAACCCCCUACACAACUACACAAAUAACAACAACUGAAAGCAGCACCUCUGUCACUACCCCAGAACCGACUACCACCCCCUCAACCCCCUACACAACAACUACACAAAUAACAACGACUGAAAGCACCACCUCUGUCACUACCCCAGAACCAACUACCACCCCCCCAACCCCCUACACAACAACUACACAAAUAACAACGACUGAAAGCAGCACCUCUGUCGCUACCCCAGAACCGACUACCACCCCCUCAACCCCCUACACAACAACUACACAAAUAACAACUGAAAGCAGCACCUCUGUCACUACCCCAAAACCGACUACCACCCCCCCAACCCCCUACACAACAACCACACAAAUAACAACGACUGAAAGCACCACCUCUGUCACUACCCCAAAACCGACUACCACCCCCUCAACCCCCUACACAACAACUACACAAAUAACAACAACUGAAGGCACCACCUCUGUCACUACCCCAAAACCGACUACCACCCCCUCAACCCCCUACACAACAACUACACAAAUAACAACAACUGAAGGCACCACCUCUGUCACUACCCCAAAACCGACUACCACCCCCUCAACCCCCUACACAACAACUACACAAAUAACGACUGAAAGCACCACCUCUGUAGCUACCCCAGAACCAACUACCACCCCCUCAACCCCCUACACAACAACUACACAAAUAACAACGACUGAAGCACCUCUGUCGCUACCCCAGAACCAACUACCACCCCCCCCAACCCCCUACACAACAACUACACAAAUAACAACAGCUGAAAGCAGCACCUCUGUCGCUACCCCAGAACCAACUACCACCUCCCCAACCCCCUACACAACAACUACACAAAUAACAACUGAAAGCACCACCUCUGUCACUACCCCAGAACCGACUACCACCCCCUCAACCCCCUACACAACAACUACACAAAUAACAACAACUGAAAGCAGCACCUCUGUCACUACCCCAAAACCGACCCCCUCAACCCCCUACACAACAACUACACAAAUAACAACAACUGAAAGCACCACCUCUGUCGCUACCCCAGAACCAACUACCACCCCCCCAACCCCCUACACAACAACUACACAAAUAACAACUGAAAGCACCACCUCUGUCACUACCUCAGAACCGACUACCACCCCCCCAACCCCCUACACAACAACUACACAAAUAACAACAACUGAAAGCAGCACCUCUGUCGCUACCCCAGAACCGACUACUACCCCCCCAACCCCCUACACAACAACUACACAAAUAACAACAACUGAAAGCAGCACCUCUGUCGCUACCCCAGAACCAACUACCACCCCCCCAACCCCCUACACAACAACUACACAAAUAACAACAACUGAAAGCAGCACCUCUGUCGCUACCCCAGAACCAACUACCACCUCCCCAACCCCCUACACAACAACUACACAAAUAACAACUGAAAGCACCACCUCUGUCACUACCCCAGAACCGACUACCACCCCCUCAACCCCCUACACAACAACUACACAAAUAACAACAACUGAAAGCAGCACCUCUGUCACUACCCCAGAACCGACCCCCUCAACCCCCUACACAACAACUACACAAAUAACAACAACUGAAAGCAGCACCUCUGUCACUACUCCAGAACCGACCCCCUCAACCCCCUACACAACAACUACACAAAUAACAACAACCGAAAGCAGCACCUCUGUCACUACCCCAGAACCGACCCCCUCAACCCCCUACACAACAGCUACACAAAUAACAACUGAAAGCACCACCUCUGUCACUACCCCAGAACCGACUACCACCCCCUCAACCCCCUACACAACAACUACACAAAUAACAACAACUGAAAGCAGCACCUCUGCUGUCACUACCCCAGAACCGACCCCCUCAACCCCCUACACAACAACUACACAAAUAACAACAACUGAAAGCAGCACCUCUGUCACUACCCCAGAACCAACUACCACCCCCCCAACCCCCUACACAACAACUACACAAAUAACAACUGAAAGCAGCACCUCUGUCACUACCCCAGAACCGACUACCACCCCCUCAACCCCCUACACAACAACUACACAAAUAACAACAACUGAAAGCAGCACCUCUGCUGUCACUACCCCAGAACCGACCCCCUCAACCCCCUACACAACAACUACACAAAUAACAACUGAAAGCAGCACCUCUGUCACUACCCCAGAACCAACUACCACCCCCCCAACCCCCUACACAACAACUACACAAAUAACAACUGAAAGCAGCACCUCUGUCACUACCCCAGAACCGACUACCACCCCCUCAACCCCCUACACAACAACUACACAAAUAACAACAACUGAAAGCAGCACCUCUGUCACUACCCCAGAACCAACUACCACCCCCUCAACCCCCUACACAACAACUACACAAAUAACAACGACUGAAAGCAGCACCUCUGUCACUACCCCAAAACCGACUACCACCCCCCCAACUCCCUACACAACAACUACACAAAUAACAACGACUGAAAGCACCACCUCUGUUGCAACCCCAGAACCAACUACCACCCCCUCAACCCCCUACACAACAACUACACAAAUAACGACUGAAAGCACCACCUCUGUCGCUACCCCAGAACCGACUACCACCCCCUCAACCCCCUACACAACAACUACACAAAUAACAACAACUGAAAGCAGCACCUCUGCUGUCACUACCCCAAAACCGACUACCACCCCCCCAACCCCCUACACAACAACUACACAAAUAACAACGACUGAAAGCACCACCUCUGUUGCUACCCCAAAACCGACUACCACCUCCCCAACCCCCUACACAACAACUACACAAGUAACAACAACUGAAAGCAGCACCUCUGUCACUACCCCAGAACCGACCCCCUCAACCCCCUACACAACAACUACACAAAUAACAACAACUGAAAGCAGCACCUCUGUCACUACCCCAGAACCAACUACCACCCCCCCAACCCCCUACACAACAACUACACAAGUAACAACUGAAAGCACCACCUCUGUCACUACCCCAGAACCGACUACCACCCCCUCAACCCCCUACACAACAACUACACAAAUAACAACAACUGAAAGCAGCACCUCUGUCACUACCCCAGAACCAACUACCACCCCCUCAACCCCCUACACAACAACUACACAAAUAACAACGAUUGAAAGCACCACCUCUGUCACUACCCCAGAACCAACUACCACCCCCUCAACCCCCUACACAACAACUACACAAAUAACGACCGAAACCACCACCUCUGUCGCUACCCCAGAACCGACUACCACCCCCUCAACCCCCUACACAACAACUACACAAAUAACAACGACUGAAAGCACCACCUCUGUCGCUACCCCAAAACCGACUACCACCUCCCCAACCCCCUACACAACAACUACACAAAUAACAACAACUGAAAGCAGCACCUCUGUCGCUACCCCAGAACCAACUACCACCCCCCCAACCCCCUACACAACAACUACACAAAUAACAACUGAAAGCAGCACCUCUGUCACUACCCCAGAACCGACUACCACCCCCUCAACCCCCUACACAACAACUACACAAUUAACAACAACUGAAAGCAGCACCUCUGUCACUACCCCAGAACCGACCCCCUCAACCCCCUACACAACAACUACACAAAUAACAACUGAAAGCAGCACCUCUGUCACUACCCCAGAACCGACCCCCUCAACCCCCUACACAACAACUACACAAAUAACAACAACUGAAGGCACCACCUCUGUCACUACCCCAGAACCAACUACCACCCCCUCAACCCCCUACACAGCAACUACACAAAUAACAACAACUGAAAGCACCACCUCUGUCACUACCCCAGAACCGACUACCACCCCCUCAACCCCCUACACAACAACUACACAAAUAACAACGACUGAAAGCACCACCUCUGUCACUACCCCAGAACCGACUAUCUCAACCACAAAUACAUUAGCCACAACCACAACUACGCCAACCACAACUACGCCAACCACAGCAUCAACUAUCACUACCCCAAAGCCUGGCUGCCCAACAUGGGACGUCGGCACAAAUGAGACCUUUGAGAUCUGUAACUGCACCUUGGCCCGGUGCAUUGAGGACAACAUCAUUGAGAUUAUCCCAUAUGAGUGUCCACCUCUUCAGAAUAUCACAUGUUCAAAUGGGAGGAAUCCAGUCGAAGGGUUUGAUGAUAACCACUGCUGUAAAGAAAAUGUCUGUGACUGCUUCUGUGAAGGGUGGGGAGACCCUCACUAUAUAACGUUUGAUGGACUCUUCUAUAGUCAUCAAGGAAACUGCACUUACGUUUUAAUGGAGGAAAUCAGACCUAAACACAAUUUGAAAAUUUACAUUGAUAAUGUCAACUGUGACCCCCGAGAGUCUGUGUCCUGCCCCAGAGCCCUCAUUGUGUCCUACAACAAACAGGUCAUCACCUUGAAAAACAACAACCUUAUAGGAGCUGCGAAGCUGCAGGCUUUGAUGGGAAAUGUUGUGUUGAAGUUACCUUUUGCUCGAAAUGGUGUGAAGGUGCUGGGCUCAGGCAUAAACCUGAUUCUGGAAAUUCCACAGCUGGGAGUUGUGGUGACGUUUGGAGUCACAGGCUUCAGUGUCUUCCUGCCAUUCCAACAUUUUGGGAAAAACACACAGGGACACUGUGGUACAUGCAACAACAACCGGAAUGAUGACUGUAUGUUACCAGAUGGGAAACUUGUAAGUGACUGUGAAAUUAUGGCAGAUUACUGGCCAGCUAAAGAUCUGCCCAAUCCAGACUGCCCUGCGCCGCCAACAGUGCCACCCACCUCUGCGCCCACAAAGAAGCCAUGCCCGCUCAACCCUGUUUGUGACCUUCUCAACACAGACGUGUUUAAAGAGUGUCAUCCACAUGUCUCUCCUGACAACUACUUCAGAGGUUGCCAGUUUGAUAGCUGUCACAUGACCAACCUUGCUGUGGUGUGCACCAGUUUACGAACUUAUGCCUUAGCCUGCUCUCAGUUUGGCAUCUGUUUACACUGGAGAAACUACACUGAUCUGUGCACUGUUGAAUGUCCAAGAGACAAAGUUUACAAACCCUGUGGACCUGCUGAACCUCCUACCUGUGAGGACAGGCCUAAUGAGCAUACUCUGAACGUGACUACUGAGGGUUGCUUCUGUCCUGAUGGUACAUUGCUCUUCAACAAGGACUCAGGACUGUGUGUUGACAAGUGUGGAUGCCUGGACUCUUCUGGUCAAGCACGAGAGCCUGGAGAGAAGUUCCAGCUCGGCUGCCAGGACUGUGUUUGUGAUGCAUCAACUACAUCUGUGAUCUGCAAACCAAAGCAGUGCUCAAAUAAUGACCAAAUAACCUGCAGUGAACCUGGCUUCAUUGUGGUUAAUGAGACAAACCCCUCAGAUGAGUGCUGCACUAUACUCGCCUGCCGCUGUGACAGCAACUUCUGUCCCAGUGUAGAUGGGAAGUGUAACAUCGGUUAUGCUCCUGUACUCCAAGUGCCUGAAGGACAAUGCUGCCCCAAACUCACAUGCGAGCCAAAGAAAGUCUGCGUGCACAAAAACAUGGAGUACGAGCCUGGUACCUCAGUCCCUGUGGUGGACUGCCAGGAGUGUCAGUGUACCUGGGAUGUGGAUCCGAAGUCACAACUGUUCCAGAUCCGGUGUGGAUUUGUGACUUGUGAUGAGACCUGUGAGCCAGGAUAUGAGUAUGUGGAGCCAGUUUCUGAUGAAUGCUGUGGGAAGUGUGUGCAGUCCAAGUGUAUCCUUAACCUCAAUGGUACAAGACAUCUAUUGCAGAGUGGAGCAGAAUGGGCCCCGAGCACACACAGCUGUGACAGGUUCACCUGCACAUACAUUGGUGGAGAAUAUAUUACUACUAACUACAAGAUCCAGUGUCCUCCAUUCAACAUCGACAACUGCCAGCCUGGCACAGUGCAGCUUUCUGCUGAUGGCUGCUGCCAAGUUUGUGUGGAGAAGGAGAAGGGAUGUAAAGUAGAGACUAUUUCUGAAUACAUCAUUCAUGACAGCUGUCAGUCAGAGACCCAAGUGGAACAGACACACUGUGCAGGAGACUGCAACAGCUACAGCAAGUACUCUGAGCUGGGCUCUUCGUCCUGUAGCUGCUGUCAGGCAGCUCGCACCAGUAACAGAACAGUGACCCUGAAAUGUCUAAAUGGAGAUACAGUACCACACACCUACGUCUAUGUGGAAGAAUGCAGCUGUAGCCAGACUAAGUGUCACAUAAGCAAGUAGGACACACAUACAUAAAUAUAAGAUACAUCCACCGGAGACACAGCUACAAACUACACUGAGAAUCUGCUGUUCAUCAUAGAAACAAUCCUAACCCUAACAAAAGCCCCCAGCUAUGAUCACAAUGCUUUGAAUUUCUCUCUCCAAAAAUUCAUCUGAUUUGAUUAUUUUCAUAGGUGUCUUUGAUGGAGUAGAAUGACUUGCUUUUAUUCCUUUAUGCUUAUAACUGAAACUUUUAAAUAAAAUGCAAUAUGAAAAAUA